UUAUUCGUGUCUUCCAACUUCGUUGUCCCGUAUUCUAUGCUUACCUCCUUGAUGGAGUACUGGACCGAUCCUCGUCACUCGCUUACGCUACGUCGCCUAUUCCGGUUCCUUUCCCUCGUAUCUAUGUGCGUUCUCGCUAUGACUUGUGCGGUUUCUGCUGUGACCUUCCGCGGUUAUCGUCAUGACCUUCCUCGGUUAUCUUUGUACAUAGGCAUCUUGGGCAGGGUCCUGCGAAGAGAGCGUAUCGCGUAUCUACUGCUGCUUAUUUCCCCCGUUCCCCUCCUCUCUAGCCCGCCGCGACACCACUGACUGCUUCCUCGUGUAUCGUCCCUCGUUCGUCCAGCGUAUUCGUUGACAAUUCUGAUCUGCAUUGGUUUGA
Molecule: messenger RNA, 379 nt
Organism: Schizophyllum commune H4-8
Lineage: Eukaryota; Fungi; Basidiomycota; Agaricomycetes; Agaricales; Schizophyllaceae
Exons: 1
Coding region: 52-309 (85 amino acids)
Source: RefSeq, a predicted model, not a curated record